GAACCAACGUUCACUUAUAUAUCCUAGUGAAUUUUCUUUCCCCCCUCUAAUAUAAUUGUAGCCAACAACUAUUGAACGUUUUAUGAAUUAUCCUGUCAUAUCGCUAUACCCAAGUACGACCUUGUAGGUUCAUUGUACGUCUUCUGGCUAUUGCUGAGUAAAGAUGUUCAGCCGCGUACUUGGGAAGACCUUGGGGUUUGUGGGCUAUACCAUCCAGUAUGGCUGCAUUGCACACUGCGCCUUCGAGUACAUCGGAGAGAUUGUGGUGUGCUCUGGCCCAUCAAUGGAGCCCACCAUUGUCAACAAAGAUGUUGUUUUCUCAGAGCGAAUGACUCGGCAUCUUUGCAAAAUACAAAAGGGUGAUAUUGUGAUUGCAAAAAGCCUAUUUGACCCCAAUAUGAAUGUUUGUAAAAGGGUAAUUGGAUUGGAAGGUGACAAAGUCUGCAUGAGUGGUCCCUCAAAUCUUUUCAAGACCCAAACAUAUGUCAACAUGUCAGUGGAUGGAGAUUAUGUUGCAUCAUCUGUCUCAAUUAUGGAAAAUGAAACAAAACAGACCAACCCCGUUGUUGGAUGGACAAUCGUAGAACUGAGUGGUGCCGAUGAAGUGCCAAAAGGCCAUGUAUGGCUAGAAGGUGAUAACCUUACAAACUCUACUGACUCAAGGAGCUAUGGGCCAGUUCCUUAUGCACUCAUCCGAGGGCGUGUUUGCUUGAAGCUCUGGCCCCCAGAUAGUUUUGGGACCCUCAGUGAAAGUCCAACCAGGCGGUUUGUGAAAGAUCAGGAUGAUUGCGAUUCAGAUUAACUCUUCCUUUUGGAUCUUACCUGACCUUCUCUCAUUUUUAAAUAAACCAUACAGUAUGUAUAGAAACAAAUGUGUUGUGUGUUAAGUAAUUUAUUUAUUUAUUUGUUUUUAUUGGACCGGCUACUUGAAUGACUGACAAUCUUAACCAGGUAGUUUAAUUAUUUUAAACAGGUUCAACCUCAAAAUUUAUUUGGAGAAGACAAAGCCCUAAAUAAUUAAUUAAAUUGAUGUUUACUUGUGUGA
Molecule: messenger RNA, 1045 nt
Organism: Phyllopteryx taeniolatus (common seadragon)
Lineage: Eukaryota; Metazoa; Chordata; Actinopteri; Syngnathiformes; Syngnathidae
Gene: immp1l
Product: inner mitochondrial membrane peptidase subunit 1
Exons: 7
Coding region: 164-802 (212 amino acids)
Cellular component (GO): mitochondrial inner membrane peptidase complex; membrane
Molecular function (GO): serine-type endopeptidase activity
Source: RefSeq, a predicted model, not a curated record